Messenger RNA from Plasmopara halstedii, 1047 nucleotides. Its product is annotated as mitochondrial substrate carrier family protein. The record is from RefSeq and is a predicted model, not a curated record. Bases 1 to 1047 code for a protein of 348 amino acids. Lineage: Eukaryota; Oomycota; Peronosporomycetes; Peronosporales; Peronosporaceae. The transcript is spliced from 7 exons. Gene Ontology annotation, biological process: transmembrane transport.
AUGAUUCAAGUAGUGCUAUUUAAACAAAAGUUCGCUUUACUAUCCAAUAAUAAAGUCUUCUUUAUAUUGCUUGACUGCACUGUCACAAGUGCUGUAGGGCUCGUGCAAGAGUUAUACAAAUACCCGAUAAUUGGAAAGAAACUGUACGUUCGAAGAGACUCAGUCAUGACGACAAAAGCAAGAGCAAAAAAGGAGGAUUCACUUCAAGUGAGAGCACGAGUCGAACCGCAGUGGUCGCGUCUUCUUAGUGGCGGUGCAGCAUCAGCCACCGCUGAGCUAUUGACGCUGCCUAUUGACAUCACUAAGACAAUGAUCAAGCAUGAAGGUCUCAGUGCACUAUGGAAUGGAGCCACUCCUGCUUUGCUGCGUCAAGUUUCGUAUACGAGUAUCUGCAUGGUGCUCUACGAACCACUGCGCAAUACCUUUGGAGCCAGUGUGCACCACUGUGCGAAUGGUGAAGUGUCGUUCAUGAACAAAUUUUUAGCCGGUGGUUGUGCAGGAGCUAUUGGGAUCAGCAUUGCCAACCCUGUAGACGUCAUCAAGGUACGAAUGCAGGCAAACCGCUCCGGCAAGCUGUACAGUGGUGUUGGAGACGCCUUCAGCGUCAUUUACAAGAGGGAAGGUUUCCGUGGGUUCCUGCGUGGUAUGUCGCCUAACAUCAAGCGUGGCUUCGUCGUGAACGCUGCUGAAUUGGGCACUUACGAUCAUAGCAAGGAGCUGCUCAUUUCGUCUGGAUUACUGAAAGAGGGUGUCCUUGCACAUACUGGUGCGAGUUGUGUGGCUGGUUUAGCCGGCGCGUCCGCUUCUAAUCCAAUUGAUGUGGUAAAGACGCGUCUCAUGAGCCAGCCGACCGAUGUGAAAGGCAAAGGGCUUCUUUACAAGGGUAUGAUAGAUUGCAUGCACAAAACCUUUCUUGAAGGUGGUGCAGGCGCUUUCUACAAGGGAUUCAUUCCCAACUGGAUGCGCAAGGCACCUUGGUGCAUUGUCUUCUUCGUCACGUACGAAGAAAUCCGUUCCAUGCUCACGCCUAGUAACGACAGGUUUUAA